This is a messenger RNA of Aspergillus saccharolyticus JOP 1030-1, 949 nucleotides long. RefSeq lists its product as uncharacterized. NCBI's taxonomy places the organism in Eukaryota, Fungi, Ascomycota, Eurotiomycetes, Eurotiales, Aspergillaceae. The record is from RefSeq and is a predicted model, not a curated record. Bases 256 to 471 code for a protein of 71 amino acids. The transcript has a single exon.
CGAGAGUGCCCGAUAACUUUGCGGUGUGUGAUACACAUCAAACUUCAGAGUCUACCCGGGUCCACUCCUCCUACUGUAUGGUCGGAAGCACUACUGACAACUCCGAGAUCGAACUGUCAGUUCUAGAAGCCGGUCGGUCGGUCGCGCCCUCCCAUGAAAUCUUGUUUCUGAUAAAUGAUCCCUCGUACGUGACUUUGAAUGUGCGCCGGAAUGCCCUUGUCUUUCGACUAUUGAUUCUUAGCGUUUGAAGUGAAGAUGGCUAAAGCCAUGCCCAGGGUGUGUGUGUGUUUGCUCUGCAUCCUCAUGCGCCGGGCUGAGCUGCAGAAGAGGACGACGAAAGCUUCAGCGAUCCGAGCUACAUUGACCUACAGACUCUGCUCUGAAAAUAGUCAUAGAAACUUAGAACCUGCCCUACCAAGGCUUGACAGAGCAACUCUCUUAUUUGUCUCAGGCACGGAAGGUCCAAUGUAACGCUGGUGGUCAAACCUCCGCCUGUUGCGCCAGAGAUUACGCCAGCGCCCCGCCAAUAUCAGGUCUCAGAACCCUGCCCCUCCUCGGACUGACUGAGGUCGGAUAGCGGCGCAAUUGGGUGGUCUAAUAUCCCUCACACCGAUUCAGAUUGCUAACUUCAACUGUCAAAGAUACCCGUGGUGGAGUGUGGUCCGGAACGCUAAUAGUGCUGCCCGAAGAAAUCGAAAUGGAUGCAUUAACGUACUCCACUUCAGGUACUACAUGGGUGAGCGACCAGUUGAGCUUCAUCUUGGACAUUCUUGAGCUCUGGACGUGUUGCUGUCACAAUUGCUCACUGAACCUGCUCCGCAAUAUCCUUUCCUCUUCGGUUGCUUUGUGAGCUUGCUUGUUUCGCCUCUAACCAAUAAUACCCAUGCCUAAAAGGAAUUGGCAUUGACUCGUGUGGCUGAAUGUCAUGCCACUCGGUAGUUGAUCUCGG